Parathielavia appendiculata is the source of this 522-nucleotide messenger RNA. RefSeq lists its product as uncharacterized. NCBI's taxonomy places the organism in Eukaryota, Fungi, Ascomycota, Sordariomycetes, Sordariales, Chaetomiaceae. The transcript has 2 exons. The record is from RefSeq and is a predicted model, not a curated record. Bases 1 to 522 code for a protein of 173 amino acids. Gene Ontology annotation, molecular function: carbon-sulfur lyase activity.
AUGUCCGCCUCCUUCCCCAAGCCCAAGUUCAUCACUGGCGGCUGCCUCUGCAACAGCCUACGCUACCGCGUCAAUUUCCCCGACGAUCACGACUUUGAAGCUUCAUUCGGCACCUGCCAAUGCACCCAAUGCCGCAAGCAGUCCGGGUCGCUCUUCUUCACCUGCCACAUCAUCAAGCCCGCCAGCACCCAGUUCAAGUUCACCUCGCCGACUACCACCCUCAAGACCUUCCGCGCCAGUCCAGAGGCGGAGCGUGUCUUUUGCGGUGAGUGCGGCUCGUGGAUUUACUGGAAGCACUCAGACAAGGACUAUCUGUGCUUCACCAUCGGCACCGUUGAUCCCCUGUAUCUGUUUGGGGAAGGGGCGGAUGGUGUUGAGGUGCCCAAGGGGGGAUUUGGGCUUGCAUUGGCGAGCGGAGCCGGGGAGCAUGUUUGGGUUGGGAAUGAGAUCAAGGGGGUGACGGACACGAUUGAGUUGCUUGGGCGGAAUGGGGGUAAAAGGAUCGUUGAUAGCGGUGAGUGA